This is a messenger RNA of Mizuhopecten yessoensis (Yesso scallop), 6204 nucleotides long. RefSeq lists its product as uncharacterized. Gene Ontology annotation, molecular function: protein binding. The record is from RefSeq and is a predicted model, not a curated record. The transcript has 9 exons. Bases 269 to 5734 code for a protein of 1821 amino acids. NCBI's taxonomy places the organism in Eukaryota, Metazoa, Mollusca, Bivalvia, Pectinida, Pectinidae.
UUGGACCAGAACGUCAUACAAUGAUUAAAAUAGGUAAGUGAGACUCGCUCGUGAUCACAUAUAUUUCGUACUUAUCAUUUAAUGCUAUAAAAAAUAUCAAUAAGGUCAAGUAUCAAAAUAUCAAAUCUUUGUGAAAUAUCAUUUCCUGAAACAGACUAUAGUCGAAGAGUGAAGUUGAUCUGACAAGUCACAUGACUAGGCGCCAUUUUGGAAGUCAUUUAUAAGAAGAUGAGGAUUUGACAACUUGGAAUCUCAAAGUAGGAUCACAAUGGUGGAAGUGGAAGUGACAUUUGAGUAUGUAGCAGAACAGGAAGAUGAGCUCACCAUUAAAGUUGGAGACAUCCUCAAAAAUGUCACUAUGUCUGAGGGAGGCUGGUGGGAAGGGGAACUCAGCGGCAAAGUGGGCAUGUUCCCAGACAACUUUGUCAAGGUAAUAGAAAAACCAAAGCCUGCCAAGGUAAAGGAAGACCCACCACUAGCUGCUAGGAAAGAGAUCAACAAACACAGAGGGGCAUCAGUCCGUGAGCUCGCCAGUAAGAUAAAAGAUGAUGUACAUGUAGGAAUGGGAGCUCCCAAAAAGAAAGAAUCUCAACCCAGUGUCAAGAGAAAAAAAGCAAAGGUGCUAUUUUCUUACGAGCCAGAAAAUGAGGAUGAACUGAAGUUAGAUGUGGGGAACAUAGUAGAAAUUUUAAAACAGGAUGAGGAAGGAUGGUGGGAAGGCAGUGUGAAUGGAAAGACUGGCAUGUUCCCAUCUAACUUUGUGGAAGAGAUUGAAGAAAUAGAGCCAGAAAAAACUCCUGAGGAGAAGCCUAAAGAAGCACCUGUUGAAGGCAAAAAGAAGCUGAUUGGAGGGGUGGGCUUAGGCAAUAUAUUUGAAGGAGGACCAAUUAAACUCAAAACCACAAGUGUAAAGAACACUGACAAGGUUUCACAUCCACCCCCAGAUCCAGUAGUCAGACACACUGAAGAAGAAACCAAACCUCAUCCAGUCACGAAGCGUGAAAAACCUGGUGUGCAUGACCUUACCCCCAUUCCAGCACCCCGCCCAUCCCAAGCAUGUAGCCCCACCCCUCAGCCCAGAACUUAUUACACUUCAGACUCCUAUCCUGGGGACAAGGGCUCCCACAACUCAGACAAAAGCAGUCAGGAGAGCUCCCAUACAGAUCUGGAGGGGAGGGAAGGGGUGGAGGCUCAGGAUAGCUGGGUCAAUAUCUUGUUUAGUGAGCAGGGAUCAGAUGAUGAAAAUGACAACAGAGAGGUGCAGUUUGAGCGUCUUGUGAAAAAAGAGAAUGAGUCAGAUGUAGAUAAGGAGACAAACCAGAUACAAACAGAUGAUGUGAUACAAGAAGGUGAAGAAAUAAGUAACCAGUACCCAUCCUACACCAUCCGCUGUGGUCUGGAUAAACUAUCCCUCAUGCAGCUCACACAAACAAAGGACUUGACCGAGGAGACACUGAUAGAGUACGCAGAUGUGGAAGUGGAUGAAGAGAACAAGGAGAAUAUGAUGUCAGGGAGAUGUGUAUCCGCCAUAGCAUCACUUGGGAGUGGAGGGAGUCGUACCUCAGUCCUAGUGUCAGGUAGACACAAUACCAGUAAUAACAACAAUAUACACAUCAGCAAUAAUACAGAACUCAAGUCACACUCCAAGUCUGUCAACAGUUUAAAGUUAAAUACGUCCAUGGAGAAGCAGAACUUGGACAAUUCUGUGUAUAACACGAGAGUAGGGAGCUGGCUGUCAGAUGAUCACCAAUCACCAACAGGCUCUGCCACCUCUGUGGCUGCAGUCUCCGGCAGAAAGAAGGAGUCGCUUUUUAAACGUGUCAUCAAAUUGGACAUGUUUCGCAAGCGGUCCAAGUCAGUGAUGCCCUACAAUGGGAAGGACACAGAAGGAAAGCAAACUGAGAUCUGUAAAAGACAGAUACCAUCACUGACAGAACUCUGCAGGAACAAGUUGACACCAGACUGCCCAGAUCCAGUUCGUACUCCUCUCAAGGAGAUCACAAGUUCGCAUGUCAAUGAAGAGCAGGAUCCUGAUCAGUUAGGGUGCUUUGAAGUGUCAGUGGAUUCCCUUGACAGGGUAGUGGGGAGUGAAGAAGCAGCCACUAAAAAGAAGACAAAUGCUAUCCCAGAGAUGUUCUCCGAGGACAGUGAAUCACUCCUGACCAUCAUAAUGAAUCGGGACGAUCUCAAUAAUGAGGAGGUCAUCUGUAAUAAGGAUGAGGACGGUGUUGGAGGUCAGUGUUCUGACAUUCAAAAUAUUGCGAAAGGCUUAGCACUGGAAGGCGACCUGUAUAACCCUGCAAGAGAUGAUCACAGAGAUAAGAUAGCAAGGGACUCCUACCUAGGAUCUCUCAACAGGACUGGCCAGUUGUCUCCCUUUAUAAGAAUGAUUGCCAGUCGUUACCACUUGUUUGAUCCUGUAACACAGAAAUGGAAGGAGGGAUACAUGGAUGGACCUGAGUACCUGGACUUGUCUGAAAGCUCUUCACCAGAUUACCUUACUCAAGGCAGUCUCUCACCAAACUCUGCUGUGAGUCAACAGGCAAGUCCCUGUCCUGUUCCUCUGGUGGCCACAUGUUCACAGGUGCCACAGGUUGAGAACGAUCAGCAUCAUAAGGCCUCCCCUAUGUUACCAAGCUAUAAUAUACUGCCUCCUGGCUCUGUGAAAGAGAAGGUCUUCCUCUAUGAGCACCUCUAUGUGAAUGAGCUGGUAGAUCAAGUGAUUGAGCGGACGAUGCAUGGCCUCUGUGUAGAGCAGUGUCUGGAGGAGCUGGGAAAGUCAGGCCAUCACCCAGAGUUAUGUCGACAAUUAAUGAUGGAAUACAGUCAGUACAGUGAAGGCACGAUUCCAGCCUCUCAAAGGUCUGAGGGGGAGAUAUCACCUCAGGGAUCAGAAGUGGAGUUAUCUCCUGAGGGAUCAGUAGGAGAGGUUAUAACCUCUAAGGGAUCUGAUGGUGAGAUAUCUUCAGAAUGUGAGGAUGGCUGUAUUCAGUCAAGUGAAAUGUGUCAGAGUCAGAUUGAGUAUUCUUUGUGCUCCGCCAUUACCGAUGUUGUCAUGGACACAGAUUACGCCACAGCCAUGUCUGACAUGGACACAGAUGGGUCCUAUGUGGUGUCUACUCUCUCCAACGCAGACCUCAAUACCAGCCUCCCUGAACCUGAAGACAGAGGUCAAACACCAGUAGGAUUUAAUGCCUCUGGGGAGUAUGUAGACCUGCCAGAACAGCUGAUACACUGCAGUGGCUAUUAUAACCACUCACACCCUGCAGUUAAGCCUUGUGAUAAUCCAGUACUACUACAUCAAAAAAAUAUGGAUGGUCCGUGGGUUUCGCCUGUUCACACACGACUCAGAAUGGGCACAGGAGCAUGUCCAAGGACGGAUACGUUUCCACUCACACAGGAUAGUCAGGAUCUGUAUACUCAGAGUUGUAGUAUAGGAACCCAGACCCCAGACAUUGUCGGUCGACCAACCACAGUCGACAACACCCCAACAAAUAGAUCAACAAUCAGUUAUGGGCUUGGUGUGUCUGGACACACAGAGGACCGAGCAUCCUCUCCUAUCAAGGAGCUACUGAGUUACGAUACAACACUAGAGGACAGCUGGAAUACCUCUGACCUUCUUGGGUCACCUGCCAAGGUCAAGGAAAGACCUCGUUACUCAAGCUCUCCUAUUAAAACCUUUGUGGUGGAGGAAGAUAAGAGAGGCAAGAGGAAGCUGGAGGAUGUGAGUUACAAGCAUGGCAAGGUACACUGCUCUGAUGCCUGGCUGACAAGGAACCACAGUCUUCCCCGACGUGACAGAAGUAAUCACUCUCUAGCAUCAAGAUCCUCGUCCCUGGAUGUGAACACAGAGGAGACCUUCAAUGUGCAUGACUGUACAGAGAAAAGACGGAAACGUUUUUCCUGGAAGAAAAUGUUCCAAUCCAAAGUCAAGGAACCUGUUGUUCUUAUCUCUUACAGGAAACGGUCAGACCAGGAGUUGGAGGAAGAUCUGAUAAAAGGCCCUCUAAUCCUUAAUGAGGAGGGAAAAGAUGUCUCAAUGGAAUCAGGGAGGACCAAACCUCUGAACUCUGGUAAUCAUGCUUUGUAUGUUAAUCAGGUACAUCAAGACCAUCCAUCAAUAUUCUAUAGGACUAAGCCCUUCUCUGAGGACCUUAAUACAGUGGAGACAUUCUUCUCUCAUGAUCAGGAUGAGCCCCAUAGUCUUGAUCAGUGCAGAACUCAAGGACCAGAUAUUCUCAUUCAGGACAGAGUUCAGCUUUCCCAGGCUGCCCUCGAGGAGGAAGAAGGAGACGAGUCAGAUGGAGAGCAAUACAGUCUGUGUGACAUGGAGAUUGAUGAGGAGGAGGAGCAGGCAAGGAUUGAACGAGUUAGAGACACCAAGGGGCAUUGUGGGCAGUGUGACCUUAGUGACCUUCACAUCCAUGGUCAGGGUAUGAUGUCACAAAGUACUGCACAUUCAGACAUACUGGACCCCAGUAAGGAGGCUUGGAGAGCUGGCCCAAGUGGAUUGAACCAGAAGUCCCUGCCUGAUGAGGACAGUGAUGAUGAAGGUGACAGUGAGGGGGUGUCCCUAGACUCGCCCAACAUCAGUCCCAGUCUCGCCAUUGCCAUUAGGAACAACAUGGUUGCCACUCCUGAAUCACCCGAGAUUAACCUUGACUCGUUCCUACAGGAGGCGUUACGUCCUAUUGAUGACCUAUUGGAAGAGUCAGCAGAGGGUGUCGAUCUAGAAGAGGAGAUAACUCCACGAAUUGACAGCCAUGUUCUUCAUCCUUAUACUUCAGAGUUACCUGAAAAAUAUCCAGGUUUUACAUACAUCUCUCCCUCUAUGGAAAACAUCCUGGCUAUGUAUGAAGAUGAGUCUCCUUACGAAUCACAAUAUAUCCAAAAGGGACAAGGGGAUGUACUCGCAGCCAAAGAUAGCUGUCAAGCUGAAACAGACACUAGCUCUUUGUCCCUAGAAUAUGUUCUGUGUCUAGAGAGGAAGUUCCAAGAGGAACUCGGUUCUGAGCUUGAAUUCACACCACAAAAUACUCCACUAAACACGCCACAGCACACACCGAGGGAAGAUAACGUGGAAAGAUAUCCAAGUUUUACCUUUGUAGGAGAGGAGGUGUCACAAGCUGGCUGUUUUGGGGAAGUGUCUCUGGAUUGUUGUGAUAGAGAGGCAGGCAAGUCCAACCUGAGUAGCAGUGCUGAGGGACUGUAUGACUAUGGUGAGGACACUUUCGAGAGCUCGGACAGUGAAGAAGAAAAAGAAGCUCGGACAGUAACUGAAAAAAGAAAUGUUUAUGUUCCAGUAGAUGAUAGCGAGGAAAUUGAGGAAGUCAUCGAGGUGGACUGUCCCCUUCACCAGUCUACAAAUGAUUCAUUAGGAUUGGAUAUCCAGAGUUUUCUAGAUGGUACAAAAAGUGAAGAGUCCUACUUAGUGUUUGAUUCGGACACGGAGAGGGUUCCAUCCUUUAUCACUGAGUAUGUGAACAUCCCGCCCACAGACCAUCACACAGAUAUGCUUGGAGCAUGUGCUCUGCCUACACUGGAAGAUCAAGUGCAGAACCUAGAAAGGGGAGAUAAUCAGGAUAGUAUGGACCCAGAUUCUAGAGGGCGCUCAAGCUACUGCUUUUUAGGGCCAUCAACAGAAGUGAUAGAAGAUAAUGGACUCAGUGACAGUGGUCUACUUUUAUCCUUCAGCUCCAGUCCAGACAGCUCCAGUAGUACCAUUAAUGUGUGAACUACAACAAUGACUCAGGACAUACCAUUAAUGUGUGAACUACAACAAUGACUCAGGACAUAUCAUUAAUGUGUGAACUACAACAAUAACGCAGGACAUACCAUUAAUGUGUGGACUACAACAAUGACUCAGGACAUACCAUUAAUGUGUGGACUACAACAUUAACUCAGGACAUACCAUUAAUGUGUGGACUACAACAUUAACUCAGGGCAUACCAUUAAUGUGUGAACUACAACAAUAACUCAGGACAUACCAUUAAUGUGUGAACUACAACAAUGACUCAGGGCAUACCAUUAAUGUGUGGACUACAACAAUAACUCAGGGCAUACCAUGAAUGUGUGAACUACAACAAUGACUCAGGCCAUACCAUUAAUGUGUGGACUACAACAAUGACUGAGGACAUACCAUUAAUGUGUGGACUAUAACAAUGACUCAGGACAUACCAUUACUGUGUGAACUACAACAAUAAC